This is a messenger RNA of Chionomys nivalis (European snow vole), 2875 nucleotides long. It is a transcript of the gene Tedc2, whose product is annotated as tubulin epsilon and delta complex 2. The transcript is spliced from 10 exons. The record is from RefSeq and is a predicted model, not a curated record. Lineage: Eukaryota; Metazoa; Chordata; Mammalia; Rodentia; Cricetidae. Bases 36 to 1349 code for a protein of 437 amino acids.
UCCGGAAGGUGCGGGUCUCCGAAGCGGCGGCAAAAAUGCUUGGAGCGAAAGCAGACUACCGGGUACCCACGGACUGCUCGCGCCGGAUAAUGGCAGAGGUGCAGGGCGCCCUGGACUCCUGCGCCGAGCGGCAACGACAGUUGGAGCGGAGCCUGCGCGUUUCCAGGCGGCUGCUGGAAGUCUGGGAACCAGCCAGGGCCCUAACUCCGGAGCCAGAAACCAAGGAAGAGGCCCCAACUCCAGCAUGCCCACCGAGUGCUCAAGACCUCAGGGAGCUGGAGCUUCUGACCCAGGCACUGGAGAAGGCUGUACGAGUGAGGAAAGGCCCGUCUAAGGCUGGACAAAGAGACAGAACCCCCAGCCUGACUUCUGCAUCUAAUGCAGCCACUUCUGGUGCCACUGCCCCUACCCAUUCCCAGCCCUCCAACCAGGCUGGCAGCCGUGCAUCAGGUGCCAGAUCCACCAAGGGCACACAACGGGCCACAGUCCCUGCCAAGGACUACCCCAAGGGCAGACCUCUGACAAGGGGAGAUAGGACCCAUAUGAGAACAGGAUCCCAAGCUGCCGGGUCUGGAUCAGGCCUCAGGGACCAACAAAUGGCCCCAUCAGCGGUUCCUCGUGCCACAGAACCCUUCACACUGAAAGACAAGGGGACUCUCCUACAAUUACCUGCGACAUUCAGGAAGGCGGCUUCCCAGAAUUCCCGUCUGUGGGCCCAGCUCAGCGCUGUACAAGCUAGUGACUCCACAGAUGCCACCAGAGCCGCCAAAGCACAGUUCCUCCAAAAACUCCAGCUGACCUCAGGCUGCUCCAGCCACCGGCCUGGUGCUGCUGAAGUAGAGGCUCAUGCCCAGAGCCUGAGGAAGGCCUGUACACUGCUGAGACUUCGUAUGCAGAAGGCGCUGUCAGCAGCCCCCACUGACUGGACGCAGGAGUACCGAUGCCUGUUGGUGCUGGAAGGACUGCAGGCCGUUGUGGGACAGUGUCUCCACAGGAUCCAGGUGCUCCAGACAGCUGUGACAGGACCGCCAGGACCACGCCUUGUGGAGAAGCCCACCCAGGGCUCGCCACUCUGUGGAGAAAAGACGGACUCUUCCUGGAGCCCUGAGCUCCUUCUCUACUCUAGCACAAAGGAGCUGCAGACCUUGGCUACCUUGAAGCUUCGCGUGGCCAUGUUAGCCCAGCAGAUCCAUCUAGAAAAGGUUCUGAUGGCUGAACUCUUCCCUUUGAUAAACACCCAGGAGCCAGGAGGGCCACCUUGGCUGGCGCUGUGCCGGGCUGCAUACAGUCUGCUCUGUGAAGGAGGUGAGCACUUCCUCACGGUUCUUCGAGACGACCCUGCCAACUAAGCGGGCUGGGCAGAAGUCUCUCUGGGAGAGUCCCCUCCUCUCAGCUCGAGUGUGGUGAGCAGGGAUUGAAGGGGAUUUUCCUGUUUGGAGGAGCUAAGAGCACAGAGAGAGCUGUGACUUCCCUGGGAAAGCUGGGUGCUCAGGGAGGCUGUCAGGGUGCUCCCUCAAUGCCACAUAACCACCAGACUUUCUGGUCAGGGCUCAGCUGUCUGCCUUCCUGGGAAAGGCCUUCUUGACUACCAUUACUGUCUCACUGUAGGACCGCAAGCUACUUGAAUGAUACUGGAGCUGCGUGUUUAUAUGGUUUCAGAGUAGGGCUUAGUAAGGAGCUUUUCGUGUUCUUGUUUCUUUCUUUGUGGUUUUAAGGAUUUUAAGGGACUUGGACAUACCUAUAGUCUCACCACUGGGGAGGCUGAGGGAUCCUAAGUUCAAGGCCAGCCUGAAACCCUGUCUAGAUUAAAUAAAUAAAGGAAAGAAUACAUCAAGUAGAAUUUUCAAAAAUAUGACUGUCCUUCUGCAUAAGAGAGUGGGAAAACCAUUAACGCUUGCUCCCUGGGACCCUGACGUCUCUUCCCCGUGUGCACUGCUGCACUGAGCCUGUUAAAGAACACCGCAGUAAGCCGCCUCAGAACAGACUUGGCUCUGCCCACAGCCAUCCCAGGGUCCACCCCCACUCAUCAGGUGUCAGUUUUGUCGCAGCCUGUGGGGUCUCUGCGUCCUGCUGAAUGCUUACUCGUGGCAUUAUCACCUCAUAGGCUUUGCCCACUGUUGUAAGAAUUGUCAGUUCCCUGGGAAGACAAGAAUGGGCAGGGGGCAGAACGUGGGUUUCAGUGUGGCUUUCUUGCUUGGGAUUUUCUCAAAGAUUCUUUUUUUUUUUUGGAUUUUCGAGACAGGGUUUCUCCGUAGCUUUUUUUUGGCUCCUGUCCAGGAACUAGCUCUUGUAGAGCAGGCUGGCCUCGAACUCACAGAGAUCCGCCUGCCUCUGCCUCCCAAGUGCUGGGAUUAAAGGCAUGCGCCACCACCGCCCGGCUCAAAGAUUCUUUAUCUUUUUCUUUUUUUUUUUGGUUUUUCGAGCCAAGGUUUCUCUGUGUAACAGCCCUCCCCUCACUGUCCUGGAACUUGCUCUGUAGGCCAGGCUGGCCCGUAAUUCACAGAGAUUCUCCUGCCUCUGCCUUCCAAGUGCUAGAAUUAAAGGCGUGAGCCACCACCACCCAGCUCCUGCAAGAUUCUUAAGGACUCCCAGCCUCAGUUCCCCAGAGUUUUAAAAACUAUUUUAUUUUGGGUGCUGGAGAGAUAGCUCAGUGGUUAAGAGCAUCCACAUUAUGGCUACAGCUGCCUGUAACUCCAGUUCUAGGAGAUCUGGUGGGCUCCCCUGGCCUCAGUAAGCACUGGACAUAUGUGGUACACAUACAUACAUGCAGGCACAGAACCCAUAUGUAUAAAAUAAUAUACUUUGGGGAGGGGGGUUGAGAAGGGUUUCUCUAUAGCUUUGGAGCCUAUCCUGGAACUAGCUCUUGUAGACCAGG